Molecule: messenger RNA, 3519 nt
Organism: Plasmodium vinckei vinckei
Lineage: Eukaryota; Apicomplexa; Aconoidasida; Haemosporida; Plasmodiidae
Product: conserved Plasmodium protein, unknown function
Exons: 2
Coding region: 1-3519 (1172 amino acids)
Biological process (GO): N-terminal peptidyl-methionine acetylation
Cellular component (GO): NatC complex
Source: RefSeq, a predicted model, not a curated record
AUGGGAGAAGAAAAAGAAUAUAUAGAUUGUUCUAAUCUUAUUUAUAGUAAUGUAGAAGGCUUGGAAGAAAAUGAAGAAAUUAAAGUAGAAAAUUUUGUAUGUGAAAAGCAUAUGUGCUCUCGAGAAAUAGGAAAUGAAAAAUUAGAUACAGGAGUAAACCCUGAAAAAAGAAUAACGAUAGAAGAAUGUGAAAAAAAAGGAUAUUUAACAAAAAAAUUAGACUUAAAUCAUAUUAUAAUAAUAAUGGACUCUUUAUUAUUACAACAAAUAAAGCUUCUUAAGGGAAGCCAUCCUUUUUUAUCGGUCCUAAAUUGCUACUAUUUACAUAACUCAAAUAUAAUUCCUUGUAAUAAUGAUUCCUAUUUUUUUGAAAAACAUUAUUGGGAAUGGAUUAACAAAUUCUGUGCUGAUAAAAUAUAUAUUGAUAUUUUUAAAACUUCAAACAAUGAUUUUAUAAUGUUUAUGGAGAACGAAAAGAAAUCACCAACGCUACCAAAGGAUGGUGAAGGAAAUAUAGAUGAAACCGAUAAUAAAAAUAAAAUUGGCAAUAAUAGAAAUGAUAAUGAAAAUUGGGGGGAUGAAAAAUAUAAAUCAAUAUGUAAAGAAAAUUAUAUAAAGGAUAACAUAUUUAUUUUUUUUCAACUUUUUUUAAUUUGUUACUGUUCUAGUACUGAAAUAAUUGAUAAAAUUUUAGCAGACAAUGAAUUAAUACAUAGUGAUGAUUAUAAAAGUGGUAUGUUCAAAAUAAGUGAGACAUUAAUUUAUAUGUGCCGAAAAAAACGUUCAUACAUUUUGAAAAAUAUAGUUCUUAUAAAACGAUGUUUUAACAAAUUUCUGAUAAAAUUUGAAGAAAUAAAAAACGCGAAAUUAUCUAAAAAAGGGAAAAAUUCAAAGAAAGGAAAUACAUCAAUAGAUGAAAAUGAGAAAUUAAUUUAUAUGAUUUUAAAAAGGGUUAAAUUUAUUGUAUAUUUUGUUUCUAUACUAAGCAAAAUAGCAUUUGAAACAUCUGAUACAAAUUUUGAAACAGUAAAAGAUGAUUGUACCCAAAUCUUAAAAUGCAUACAUGAUAUAAAUAAAGACGCAAAUUUUUUAAAUAAUAUUUUUGAUGAUAAUAAAAAUAUUAUUCCAAAAUAUUUUAAUAACUUUUUUUUAAUGAAUAAAUUAAACAAUAUCUCAAAGAAUGAUACAAACAUAUGUGUGAAAGGGGUUUAUGACUUUUAUGAGCAUAUAAAUACUAAUAUAGAGUAUAUAGUAAAAAAUUUCGAGUACAUAAAUCCUAAGUCUAUUUUUUUAGAUAUUGUUAAUAUUAUUCAUUAUAUAAAAUAUUAUUCAAACAGCAAUGAUAUUUUAACAAAAUCGAUAGCAAGAAUUGUUUUAUAUCAAAUUAUGAACAUGUCAAAGACCCGUUUUGAUGGAGUGGAAUAUAAUUUAUUAAUCCGCCAAAUAAAUAAAGGUGGAAAUCCACAGGAAAUGAAUAAGUCAAUUGAAAAUAUGAACAAGGAUGAAAAUCUAAAUAAAUGUAAGAAUGAUGAUAUUUUUGAAAAGAGAGAAGUUAAUGACGAAAUGGGAUUAACUGAAGGGGGUGUAUCAUAUGGAGAAUGGAACAAUCUCAUGAAAGAUGAAGAGAAAAAAAAUGAAGGAAAUAUUAAGAAUGAUGUAGUCAAAUUAUCUAAAGUUUCUUCUGAAAUUUGCAAAGAACCGUGUGUAGAAAACGAACACGAAGAAAACGGAGAAAUGUUUGAUAUUCACGAUCCUGAUGUUAUUAAAAAAUAUUAUACGAUGUUUUUAAAUAAAUAUAUAAAAGAAGAAAGUAAAUAUCCAUAUUAUAAAAAUAUGAAUAAAGAAUUAGAAAAUAAUAUUAAAGAUAAUAUAUUUGUUAAUUUUUUUCUAAAUGUAUAUUUUAGUGACACAUACGCAAUAUUAGAAACUAUAGAGGAAACUAGUCAUCCAAAAAAGAUAACCAAUGCAAAUUUUUAUGUAAAAAAUAUAAUUUUUAAUGAUUUACAAUUUUUUGGAUUUUCACCAUCAUUGAUAAUUCUAUUUAUAAAUUUUGUUAAUAUCCAUGAAAUAUUUUUUAUGAGAAUUGAAGAAAUGCUAAAAAUAGACAAAGCGCUGAAUUAUAAAGGUUGUGAUAAAUAUAAAAAAUAUUUAAAAGAAGUAUUUAAUGCAAAAUGGUUAAAAAUAUUUGAACUUAAAUUACGAUAUUAUUUUCCUUAUUUAAUAAAUUAUAUGGAAAAAGAUAUAUCCUCUAUAGAGUUACUAAUUUUACUCGACGAGUUUAUUGACAACCUUGAAAUGGGGCCAUCAGAAAAUUCAUAUGAGAUAAGUGAAAAUAAGGAUAAUAUUAAAGUUGAUAAUUUGAAUAAAGACAAUACAAUUUCAAUUAAUAAUAAUAUAUAUGAUAAGGGUGUAGAUAUGAAUAGUGUAACAAAAAACCGACUAAAAUUUUUGAUAAUGUGUAAAAUAUUUAAUUUAUUUUUUGAUUAUGCUCAAAUAAUUGUAUCAAAAAUAUUAAAUUAUUCCUUUUUGUUAGGCUCUAGAGAGCAUACAAAGUUAAUGAACUUUCAUAAAGAUAUACAUAUAUUAUACACCUUAAUGAGAAUAACAAUUUGUUAUUUUACAUUAUACAAUAUGAAAAAAGAAGUGGACAGUAUAGAAAAUUAUUUUAAUUCACUUGUUAAUAAUAUAUUAAUUGAUUAUAACUGUUUAAGUAUUUAUAUAAAUUUAAAUUCAGGUCAAGAAUAUGCCUUUACAUACUAUGCUUUAUCUAUGUGUUACAAAGAAUUAUUAAAUACUUUACAAAAACAUAAUGUUUCAAAAAAUAAUUCUGAACAGAUUAGUAAAAUAUCUGUUUAUUCAUUAUAUUAUUAUAUAUUGCAUUUAUAUUCGGAUUUUUUGAUGAUAUAUUUUAUUUACAUUUCUUAUACUAAUAAAAAUGUGGAGAAAAUUGAACAUAAUUCAUAUGAUAUGAAAUAUAAGGAUUGGAAUUUUUGUUGUCCAGAUGUUUGCAAAAUUGAUUUUAAUGAUUUUCAAAAAAAUAAAUAUCUACUUAUUAAUUCUUUAUUAAAAAAGGAAUUAAAUAUUGAAUACACCGAUAAGAAUGAAAUUAUUAUAGGGGCUAAAAAAGGAAUCAAGAACAUUGAGCAAAUCAAAAAAAAUUACAGUCUUUCUGAAGAACUUGUUCAAAAAUAUACAGAAUUAGUAGAUAUUAAUAAUCCUUUUAUAGAUUUUAAAUUUAAUAUAUUUAACACAAAAUAUAAAGACAUAGAUAUAGAUUCAUAUUUUAAACAAUUUAUUCAUAACAUAAAUAAAUGUAUAAAGGAAUGUCUCUACAAUAAUAAUAGCAAAUAUAACUAUAUUAAUAUGUAUUUAAAUGCCUACUCUUCAAAUAUGAAGAAAUCUUACAAGAAUAUUCCUCCUUUUUGUAUCGAAAAUAUUUCUUCUUUUUUAAACCCUCAAUAUGAAGUGGUGAGUAAUCAUCCCUACUUUUUAAGUGUUCGCCAAAAAAUAAAAAAAUAA